Messenger RNA from Triticum aestivum (bread wheat), 1293 nucleotides. RefSeq lists its product as uncharacterized. The transcript has 3 exons. The record is from RefSeq and is a predicted model, not a curated record. Gene Ontology annotation, molecular function: protein binding. NCBI's taxonomy places the organism in Eukaryota, Viridiplantae, Streptophyta, Magnoliopsida, Poales, Poaceae. The coding region runs from base 1 to 1158 and encodes 385 amino acids.
AUGGCGUCGCUGAUGGACGACGUCACCGCCGAGAUCUUCCUCCGCCUCCCGUCGGACGAGCCUGAGCACCUCUUCCGCGCCGCCCUCGUCUGCAAGCCCUGGCUCCGCGUCCUCCGCGACCCCUCCUUCCGCCGCCGCUACAGCGUCUUCCACCCCUCUUUUGUUGGCCUCCUCCACAGGCUCCAUGUCUUCGAAGGAGAUCCCGCCGCCCGCCUCGCCCUCGCCACCGCGGCGCCCCUCUCCCCCUACCCCGACCUCAGCCGCACGCGCCCCCUCGACUGCCGCCACGGCCGCGUCCUCCUCCACGUGGGGGUCGGGGCUUGGCAUUUCGUCGUCUGGGACCCCGUCACGGGCGAGCAGCACCGCCUCCCGGAGCCCGGCAUCCCGUGGCUCAUCUACACUGCCGCCGUGUUCUGCGCCGUGCCGGGCUGCGACCACCUCGACUGCCACGGCGGCCCCUUUCGGGUUGUCUUUCUGGUCACCGAGGACUACACAGAUCUAGUCAAGGCCGCCGUGUACUCAUCAGAGACAGGCGCGUGGAGCACGCCGGUGACAAUGGACGCCGGCUGUGAUGUCCAGCAUAGGCGAGAUGCCUUUGCGGCUGGAUUCUACUACAAGCCCUAUGUCCAGCCUAGGCGGGGCGCUGUCAUUGGAGAUGAAGCCUACUUCACACUUCGCUGGGGUAACCCAGUCGUCAAGUAUAACUGGAGCAAGAAUCACAUAUCCCUGAUUGAUCCGCCAACAAAGUGUGUGUACAACGUUGGUGUCAAAAAAAAGUCUGUGGACAAGGUCGCCCUCAUGGUGAUGGAGGACAGUUCACUGGGGUUUGCCUGCGUUGAGGGUUCCAGCCUUCAUCUGUGGUCAAGAAAGGUGAAUGCAGAAGGAGAUGCAGAGUGGGCAUGGUGCAGGGCCAUCCAGCUGGAGAGUAUUAUACCUGUUGCCAAUUCUGAUGACAAACCAUUUGUGGUUGGAUCUGCAGAGGGUGUGGGUGUCAUAUUCGUCAGCACCGGUGCUGGCUUAUUCACAAUCAAGCUAGAUUCUGGGCUGGUUAAGAAGGUUGCCGAGUCUGGGGUCUACUUCAGCGUCCUACCCUACAUGAGCUUCUAUACUCCAGAUCGUGGUAGAUUUCCAUCGCUGGCGAAGCUCACCCAUGUCUGAUAUUCUUCUCUGAAUUAUUCUAUUGUUUUUCUUGUAUAUCUGAAGCUCAUUUACUAGUAUUAUUUUGUAAAGACCUUUCGUAUUAUGUUGUACUUGUAUAUAGCAAAUCAAACUGCAAAUGCUGACUUGGAAUGU